Molecule: messenger RNA, 1528 nt
Organism: Plodia interpunctella (Indianmeal moth)
Lineage: Eukaryota; Metazoa; Arthropoda; Insecta; Lepidoptera; Pyralidae
Product: enhancer of mRNA-decapping protein 4-like
Exons: 9
Coding region: 39-1418 (459 amino acids)
Biological process (GO): deadenylation-independent decapping of nuclear-transcribed mRNA
Cellular component (GO): P-body
Source: RefSeq, a predicted model, not a curated record
AAGGUAAGUUAAUAAUACAAACACACAAAACUAGUGCAAUGUCUCCAGCGAAACCACUGAGACGCUCCAAAUCCCUGUGUUCCCUACAUGAGGAGAAAGAGAUAAACUUCCCCAGCUACCGACAGAGUAGCCGACGGAUUAGCGACUCUUCCGUGGAGAUAUUUGUGGUAAAUGAUUCUGGAUCGGAUGCCUCGCUGGAGAAACGGGAAGACAGUGGGAUUGGGGACGUGAGGAAUGGUGGUGCGCUGAAGAAUUUGGAGGUUAAGAUUGAUCGACUAAGCGACCUCUUCACGGAACAAUGCAAAUUGCUAACGGCAAUCAAGGAAGAAAUACACGAAUCUAAAGGAGCAACGGAGCACCAGCAGUUGUUUGAAGAGUUGACGGCGAAGGCAUUCUCAGCAAUGCAAGGGAGAAUAAAAGAGCUCCUGGACCGUCCGCCGCAGAACAUUCGCGCCACGACUCUGCUGAACGCCAUCGACAAGCCAGCCCUGUCUCUGGACCGGGAAGUCAGAGAAGCACUCAUGCAAUUCCUGCAAAAUGACGAGCUAAAAGAGCGCAUGGUAACAGCUACCGCGCAGUCUGUGAAGGAGGUGAUCAGCAGCUGCAUCUCCAAGGACAUGUGUGACAUCUACCUGCCAACCCUGGAGCGCUCACACCGCCGACUGUCUCGCCACAUGGCCAGGGUGCUGGCUGACGCCUUCGCCCAGUACGAGAACUCCGCCAUAUUCCUGAAGCAUACGAACCGCGCGUCACGCGCGCUCCGCCGCUCGCUGGAGCAGCACGAGCUGUUGCUGCAAACUCCCGGCCCCACAACUCUUCACCAGGUUUUACAUGACACCAUUGAACAGUUCCUGAAGACGGAACUAAAAGACUGGCGGGAGAAAGUGGUAGAAAUACUUUCGUCGCACGCUGAUGAUGAGCCAGGGGAACAACUGCCUCCAACGCCGCUAGAGUGCGCGCCAGUCAGUCCGCUGCAACCUGCCAACCCUGAUAUGUCUAUCAUUGAUCAACUGAUGCAGUCAGCAGAAGUCAACAAGCUAAUCCAAGAUGGCGACGUGAACGGAGCGUUCGAGCGCGCGCUGUCGGCCUCCGACCUCUCCGUCGUGAUGGCGGCCUGUCGCGCUGCUGAUCCUGCUAAGGUGUUCAUUCAGCCGUGUUUGCUGGAGCAGUCUGUUCUGAUGUCUCUGGUGCAACAGCUUGCAACAGAUAUGCUGCACGAAACUCAGCUUAAAUGCAGAUACCUAGAAGACGCUCUGAUCCACCUGAAGGCAUCGAACCCAUCGACUCGCGCGCAUCUCCCGCUGGUAGUGGGGGAAGUCCGCAAACACCUGAUGAAGUUCCUCCACGCCUACCCUAGUCACGUGGCCAGCCGGAGAAUAUCACUCAUCAUCAUGGCCGCCGAUAAUUUACUUAAAUAAUCUAUAUAUUUUUAAGAUUAAAUGUUGAUUAUUUUAGAAUUCAAUUACGUUUUACAAAGACUUUUUUAUUCUUUAUUGUAUUUAAAAAAUAAAUAUGUGGUUGAAUGUAA